Molecule: messenger RNA, 1139 nt
Organism: Sceloporus undulatus (fence lizard)
Lineage: Eukaryota; Metazoa; Chordata; Lepidosauria; Squamata; Phrynosomatidae
Exons: 3
Coding region: 264-1139 (291 amino acids)
Source: RefSeq, a predicted model, not a curated record
AAUCCAUCAGCAAAGUACUGCAAGAUGUAGAAGAGAACCAGAAAAGACUUUUGCUUUUUGAAUUAAGAAGCCAAAAAGAUGCAGAUGUUUAUAUUCAAGACCUGUCUCAGAUACAGAACACUCUGAAUGCUAUUCUUGCCAAACAGAAAUCAGAAAGAGAUAAACUUGCUAAGAAAUACAGAGCUUCUGUGGAAUCUUUUAAACAAGGAACUCUGAGGGAGCAGCUAGUAAAGCUUGUAUCCAGACAAAAGAGGCUUUUACUUAUGGCUCAAAAACAAAAAGAACUAGGCUCGAAAAUAAAGAACUACAAGAUGUCCAGAAAAGAGCUUUCAAGUUCAGCAAAACAAAUAAGCAAAAAUGUACUUGGUUAUUGUGACAUGAACAACACAAAACAUGAUACUUAUAAAACAGUUCCAUGUCCAGAUCUAGUUAAAACCAGCUUGGUAAUGGUACAGGGUUUCUUAGAUGAAGAGCCAAGCCAGUAUCAAGAAAUAUGUCUGAAUAUCCCAGUAGGAAAUAGAGAAGCAAUUGGCCAAAAAGAGAGUGAUCCACAAAACUUGGUGGGUGAAAGAAUGUUAAAGGAGUAUAACAUACAGGAACUAGUAAAUUCAAAAUGUUCCAGUGCAUUGAACCAGGCAAUCUUGCCUUCAGAACCUAGCACCUCUCAUAUUCAACAAUCACACCUAAUGGAAAUUGACAGUAUACCAGUGGCACCACAAAGAAACAAGCCUCUAAAUGCAACGUCAAGAAUGUGUACACCAAAUGGCUCAGAAACUAGAAGUACUGGAAUAAAUAAUAAUAGCUGUCAACCAGCCACUGAAAGUCAGCAUGUUUGCACUAAUGACUCUUUGCAGCAGCAUUCACAUAUAAAUGAGGCUUUCCAAAUGCAACCAGAAUCCACAUGCUAUCUUACUACUCAGAAAAACCACCUCCCAAAGAACAGGCUUUCAUUUACUGCAAAUUUAGAACCUGCAGGAAUAUUUUCAAAAAGCAAGAUCACCCAAACUGCAUCAGAUUCUGCAAAACAAUUAAACUUCAGAACAAACAGGAAGGAAAAAGGUCAGCUAGGAGAUCUGAUUGAACAGGGAAAACUUAAGCCAGGAAAUGAUGUUCUAGAAUUCAUGCUGCAGGUAAAUUAA